AUGAGAGCAUCUCAUUUGGAAAUUAUAUGUCUUAUUGCGUGGUUGGACAAAAUGGAAGAAGAAAGUGACAAUACCGAAUCAACAACGAAAACUCGGUCCGAUGAAUCUCAUUUAUUUGGCUUUUCACGAUUUCGAGGGAUGAUGCAUCGCGGCGACAAAGAAUUUGAAGAAUUUUGGAAUAAUGUCAAUUCGUGUUUUCUUACAUGCAGUGCAUGCACACUUAUCAGUAUGAUGAUAGCCAUAUGCGCUUUUGGAUUCUGGAUGCUCAUAUCGGCCACAAAGACAGGAGCAGAACAGAAACGCUAGAAACGUAAAUGCUACUAUAUCCAAAUUUUCAAACAAAUGAGAAUUAUUUUUCGAAAUAAAGAGUUUGCAC
This is a messenger RNA of Cylicocyclus nassatus, 376 nucleotides long. The record is from the annotation of a GenBank genome assembly. Lineage: Eukaryota; Metazoa; Nematoda; Chromadorea; Rhabditida; Strongylidae.